Penicillium subrubescens is the source of this 4680-nucleotide messenger RNA. Its product is annotated as PT repeat family protein. The transcript has 3 exons. The record is from RefSeq and is a predicted model, not a curated record. The coding region runs from base 1 to 4680 and encodes 1559 amino acids. Lineage: Eukaryota; Fungi; Ascomycota; Eurotiomycetes; Eurotiales; Aspergillaceae.
AUGGCGACUGCUGCGACUCAGAGUGUGUCGGAGGAGCAUCUGCCCAAAGAUCCCGUUUCGGUGGAGCCUGUUCUUGCGGCUACCCCAAUCGCUAUUGACGAGAAGUCCGCGACUAAUGGCGACUCUACUGCCGACUCUACAACUACACCUGCCGAGCCCGAGGUUCCUCUGACCGCGGCACAAAAGAAGAAGGCCAAGAAGAACAAGAAGAAGCAGCAGAAGAAACAGGAGAGCAUCAGCUCUGUUUCUGCUGAUGUUUCUGAGAAGGAGGCCCCUGUUGAAGCUCGUUCAGCUGAAGAGGAGACUCCAGCUCCAGCAGCUGCCGAAGAGUCCACACCCAAGCCCGUCGCAGAGGAGCCUAAGGCCGCCGAAGAGUCAAAGGUGGAAGAGGUCAUUCCAGAGACCACCGAGGAGAUUCCCACUGAAGAAACCGCCGUCGAGGAGCCCGCCAAGGAGGAAGCCAUUGUGGAGGAAUCCGCCAAGGCAGAGCCUGUCGAAGUGCCUACGGAGGUAUCCGAGGAGAAGCCUACUGUUGAGGAGACUCCUGAGAUCUCCACCGCGAAGGAGUCAGUUGAAGAGUCUACAGCCAAGGAGGUUACCCCCGAAGAAGCUUCCGAAGCCGUUAAGGAGGUGACCGAAGCUCCUGCUGCUGAGGAGAAGGUUGAGACCGCAGAGGUUGAAGAACAUACCCCCGCCGAGACUGCUGUUGAGCAACCCACUGUCGAAGAGACUACUCCCGAGGAAGUCUCUGAGGCCGUCCAGGAGUCGUCCGAAGCCCCCGCCGCGGAGGAGAAGGUUGAGACAACACAGGUUGAGGAGCCUUCUACCGCCGAGACCGUCAAAACAGAGCAGCCUACCACCGAAGAGACUGCCCCCGAGACGAUUAAGGAGGAAGCUCCCGCUGCUGAGAAAAAGACUGAAGCUACGAGGGUGGACGAGCCUGUCACCGUCGAGACAACCGCUGUCGAGCAACCUACUGCUGAAGAGACCGCCCCCGAAGAAGCUUCCGAGGCUGCUCAGGAGUCGAUCGAGACUCCCGCCGCUGAGACCGUCGCUGUUGCAGAGCCUACCGCCAAGGAGACCGCCCCCGAAGAAGUAUCUGAGCCCGCCCAGGAGUCGAUCGAGACUCUCGCCGUUGAGGAGAAGGUUGUUGAAGAGCCUACUCCCGCUGCGACUGCUGCUGUUGAGCCGCCUGCCGCGGAAGAGACUGCCCCGGAGGAGGUGACUGAAGCUGCCGCCGCCGAGGAGAAGGUCGAGACCACAGAGGUUGGAGAGUCUGCUCCCGUCGAGGCCGCUGUUGUCGGGCAACCCACCGCCGAAGAGACUGGCCCUGAGGAAGUUGUUGAGACCGCCAAGGAAUUGACUGAAGCCCCGGUCACAGAGAAGAAGAUCGAGACCGCCGCUGUUGAGCAGCCUACUUCCGAAGAGACUCCCGCCGCCGAGGAGAAGUUUGAGACUGCCCAGGUCCAAGAGCCUACUCCUGCCGAGGCUUCUGUUGUUGAGCAACCUGCUGCGGAAGAGACUACUCCCGCUGUCGAGGAGAAGGUUGUUGAAGAUGAAGAGCCUGCUCCUGCUGAGACUGCCCCCGUGGAAGCCUCUGAGAUCGCCAAGGAAUCGGCCGAAGCUCCUGCCGUCGAGGAGAAGGUGGAAGCAGCCGAGGUUGAGGAGUCUACCCCGGCCGAGACUGUCGUUGAGCAGCCUGCUGCUGAACAGGUUGUGACCGAGGAAGCUCCUAAGGAAUCGACUGAAAUCCCUGCAGCUGAAGAGAAGGUUGAAGAGACCGCUACCGAGGAACAGAUCCCCGAGGCCACUCAGGAGUCAACCGAGACCCCAGUCGUGGAGGAGAAUCCUGAGGCCGAGAGGGUCGAGGAUUCUACUACCACCGAAACCGCCGCCGUGGAGGAGCCCAAAGUCAAGGAGCCAGUCACCGAAGUCGCCUCCGAGGCCGUUCAGGAGCCAACUGAAGUUUCCCAUGCCGAGGAGAAGACCGAGGAGCCUGCUGUCGCUGAGGCAGUUGCUGUUGAGCAGCCCGUGGUCGAGGAUCCCGUCACUGAGCAGGCUGCCCCGGUCGAGGAGCCCAAGGAAGAAUCCAAGGUCGAAGAGCCAGUUGCCGAGCCCUCUUCUACUGAACCCGCCGCUACCGGAGAGUCUGCAUCUAAGACUGAGGAGAUUCCUGCGCCUAACGUCGAGACCAUCGAGCCCGCAGCCACCGAAGAGGCCACCAUCGCCGAGCCAGUCAAGACAGCCGCCUCCGAGGAAGUUCCCGUUGAGGAAGCCAAGGUUGAGGAGCCCGCUCAGGAGGAACCUAAGGUCGAAGAAAAGACCGAAGAGUCCGCCAAGGCCCUCGCCGUUGACGAAGCUGCUGAGAAGCCCGCUGAAGAAGAGGUCGCCCCCGCUGCUGCUGUCGAGCCUGUCGUUGAAACCGCCGCUGUCGACGAGACCCCCGCUGACGAGCCUGCUAAGGAGACUGUCUCUGAAACUCCUGUCGAGACCCCUGUCGAGACUGCCGAGAAGUCUCUCGAGGAGCCGGUGAAGGAGACCGCCCCCGAGCCCACUGAGGAGGUGGCCGAAGUUGAGACUGCUGCUUCCGAACCUGUGGUCGCCGAACCUGUUUCUGCCGAGGAAACCCCUGUUCAGGAGCCCGAAGCCCCCGUCGUUGAGGAGCAGAAGGCCGAAGAACCUGUCGUCGAGGCCCUAGCUACUAGCAAACCUGCUGUUGUGGAUUCCACUCCCAUCGAGGAGGACAACAAGGCUGCUGAGACUGAGACUGUCGAAGCGGCUGAGGAAGCCACCCCUGCUCCUGUUGAAACCACUGAGGUGAAUGUUUCCGAGCCCGUAGAGGAGAAGGUUGCCGAGCCUCUGGCUGAGGAGACUCUUGCGCCCGCAGUCGAAGAAAAGGUUGUCGAGCCUGUCGUGGACAAGGUGGCUGAGCCCAUCGAGCAGACUUCUGAGCCUGUCGUUGAGGAGACUCCCGAACCUGUCGUCGAAGAGAAGGCUGCUGAGCCUGUUGUCGAGGAAAAGGUGGCCGAAGUUGAGAGUACUGCUGCGGAGGAGACCCCUGUUCAGGAGCCGGAAGCCCCUAUUGUCGAGGAGCAGAAGGUCGAAGAACCUAUCGCUGAGGCCGAACCUGUUGUCGAGACUCCUACUCCUAUCGAAUCUGCCGAGGAGAAGGUUGCGGAGCCCAUUGAGCAGCCCGUCCAGGAGGCUAUCGAGCCCACCGCCGAAGAGAAAGUUCCUGAGCCUUCCGAGGAGAAGGUGGUCGAAUCUAUUGAGCAGUCUACUGAGCCUGCCGUUGAGGAGACUUCCGAGCCUGUUGUCGAGGAGUCCAUUGCCGCUCCCGUCGAGGAGGUUCCUGAAGUUGUUGCUGCUGAGGAGUCUUCCCCUGUGGCCAAGGCUAUCGAGACUGAGGAGGUUGCCGCUGAGAUUCCUGCUGCUAAGGACGAGGUCAACGAGGAAGAGAAGGAAGUUGAAGCUGUAUCUGCUGCGGAGCCCGUCGCUGUCGAAGAGCCUGCUUUGACCGAAGCGGAGCCCGAAACUCCUGCUGUUGAGACAGAGCAGACCGCUGUGGUCCUUGAGGAGGCCACUCCUGAACCGGCUGCUGUGGAGAAAUCUAUUCCUGCUGUUGCUACUGCAGGCGUUGCUCUUGCAGGCGUUGCUGUUGCAGGCGCCGCUGUUGCAGAGGAGAUUACUACUGCCCCGGAGGAUACCACUGCACGAGAGUUGGUCGAGCCGGUUGCCGAGCCCGAGGCUCCUACCGCAACCGAGCAUGUCGAGGCUGCCCCGGAACCCCCUGUGGAGGAAUCCGUUCAGGAGACUGCUAAGGAGGCACUCGUUCCCGAGGAGUCUGCCCCUGCUGUUGAUGAGCCCGCCCAGGCUGUUGAUCAGACAUCAACUGAAUCUGCCGAGCCUGUGCCCACUCCCGCUGUGGCAGAGACCGAGACUGCUGCUCAGACUGGGGAGGCCGCCCCGGUCGAGGAGACUGCAAAGGAGUCUGAGCCUGUGAACGAGCAGGAUGAGACUUCUGAGCAGCCUGCUGCAGCUGAGGAGGUUCCCUCUGCUCCUGUUCAUACUGAGGAGCCGGUGGAGGAGACCUCUGCUCCUCAAGAAGAGAAGGCUGAAGAAUCUGCCAAGGAGAGCAUUCUCACUCCUGAGAUUCUCGGCGCCGGUGCUGCUGCCGCUGCCGCUGCAGGCAUUGCUGCUGUUGGCGUGUCAUCUCUACUGCACAAGGAGCCCAAGGAUGAGCCUGUCACCGCCACUACCGAAGUUGCGAUCGAUGACAAGACCGAUAACAAGGCCCCUGCCGCGGAACAACAGACCGAAGACUCCCUCGCAGGCGAUCGUGAAGCCCUACUCCACAAACUCAACCAGCCAUCCACGGACCAGUUGACCACCCUCACUCAACCCACCAACGACGACAAGCAGGCUCGCGUUGAGAUCGAAGCCGAGCCCACCGCCGAGUCUAGUCAGAAGGCUACUGACCAGCUCAGCCCCGAGAAUGCUGCGACCAGCAACUCGAACGAGGAAGAUGCUCGUCCCGUGAGCCAGAACCGGUCAGUGACAGCUGUUUCUCUGAAUAGUGCGUCGGACAACUGGCUCAAGGCGUUCUUGCGCACUGUGUUUGUGGGCUUCUUUGGCACUAUCUUCUCCCCCUUCCGCCGCCGUGGCAAGUCUGCCAAAUAA